Cynocephalus volans (Philippine flying lemur) is the source of this 2509-nucleotide messenger RNA. It is a transcript of the gene PURB, whose product is annotated as purine rich element binding protein B. NCBI's taxonomy places the organism in Eukaryota, Metazoa, Chordata, Mammalia, Dermoptera, Cynocephalidae. The coding region runs from base 75 to 1010 and encodes 311 amino acids. The transcript has a single exon. Gene Ontology annotation, cellular component: nucleus. Gene Ontology annotation, molecular function: RNA polymerase II transcription regulatory region sequence-specific DNA binding; DNA-binding transcription factor activity, RNA polymerase II-specific; purine-rich negative regulatory element binding. Gene Ontology annotation, biological process: regulation of transcription by RNA polymerase II. The record is from RefSeq and is a predicted model, not a curated record.
GGCCCCGGAGCGCGAGCCGCAGGGCGGAGGGCCGGGGCGCGAGCGCGGCGGGCGGCGGCGAGGCGGCUGAAAAGAUGGCGGACGGUGACAGCGGCAGCGAGCGCGGCGGCGGCGGGCCCGGCGGUUUCCAGUCCGCGUCCCGAGGUGGCGGCGAGCAGGAGACGCAGGAGCUGGCUUCGAAGCGGCUGGACAUCCAGAACAAGCGCUUCUACCUGGACGUGAAGCAGAACGCCAAGGGCCGCUUCCUGAAGAUCGCCGAGGUGGGCGCGGGUGGCUCUAAGAGCCGCCUUACGCUGUCCAUGGCUGUGGCCGCCGAGUUCCGUGACUCUCUGGGCGACUUCAUCGAGCACUACGCGCAGCUGGGCCCCAGCAGCCCUGAGCAGCUGGCGGCGGGCGCUGAAGAGGGCGGCGGGCCGCGCCGCGCGCUCAAGAGCGAGUUCCUGGUACGCGAGAACCGCAAGUACUACUUGGACCUCAAGGAGAACCAGCGUGGCCGCUUCCUGCGCAUCCGCCAGACGGUCAACCGCGGCGGCGGCGGCUUCGGCGCGGGCCCCGGGCCCGGCGGCCUGCAGAGCGGCCAGACCAUCGCGCUGCCCGCGCAGGGCCUCAUCGAGUUCCGCGACGCGCUAGCCAAGCUCAUCGACGAUUACGGAGGCGAGGACGACGAGCUGGCCAGCGGCCCGGGAGGCGGCGCUGGGGGCCCCGGGGGCGGCCUGUACGGGGAGCUCCCGGAGGGCACCUCCAUAACGGUGGACUCCAAGCGCUUCUUUUUCGACGUGGGCUGCAACAAAUAUGGGGUGUUUCUGCGAGUAAGCGAGGUGAAGCCGUCCUACCGCAAUGCCAUCACCGUGCCCUUCAAGGCCUGGGGCAAGUUCGGGGGCGCCUUUUGCCGGUAUGCAGAUGAGAUGAAAGAAAUCCAGGAGCGACAGAGGGAUAAGCUUUAUGAGCGCCGUGGUGGGGGCAGCGGCGGCGGCGACGAGUCCGAGGGUGAGGAGAUGGAUGAGGAUUGAGACGGGCGGCUUCCCCUACAGGCCUCCCCCACCCCGCCACCAUCCCCUUGGCUAGAUGGUUUCCUUUCCUGCUCAUCCUCAGUGAGCUAGUGGAGAGUGAGCAAGGGAGGCCCCAGAGGAAAAAAACAAAGUGAAAAAUAAUAUAGUUAAGAGAAACAACCAUAAGAGAACAGUCACGGACAAUUAGAGAAAAGCAGUAAAGUUCCAAGGAACUGACAGCAACCUGCAAAGAGAGGACAACAGCAUCUCCUCACCUGCCCCAAAUAGCCUCAACCUCUUUUCUUCCAUUUGAGGUUCCUUCAUCCAGCAGGGUAAGUAUGGAGGGGAUAGAUCCUCGCACUUCUGGGCCAAGAAACAACUGAGUUACCCAGAUCCAUUGAUAACAGUUGAAUUUGUGUUGUACGUGGGUGAUCAGGUCUGAAGAUCUCUCCAGGCCUCCCUGUUGCAGUGUCUGCCCCUUCACUUCCAUUGAAAUCAGCAUUUUGGAUCUAGGGCUUCAUGGAAUCAUUGAGAGGAAAGAGGCCUUUGCAGUUACCCGGUUCUGAGGGUACAAGUUCGUGAAAAUGGAUUGCAACUUUCAAUAAUCACGGACAGGGCAAAAUAAUUCAAGAAGCCAUGGGAGAAUACAGAAACAAAUUGGAUCCUUUUUUUUUUUUUUUUUUUAAUUGUUUUGCAUGGAACCUGGACCAAGGCCCAUGUCUUUUCUUUGCAGAAUUGUUUUCCGGGAUGCACAUGGAUUCAGAUAUCAACGCUUGAGCUGGAAUCCAUUACUAAAAUAGUUAAAAGUUGGCAAAAAUAUUUUCAAAGAUAAAAGCGGUUUUAUAUUAGGGAUUGCUGAGGUAGGCACAAGAGGAAAGUUAGGCAUAAAGCACAAGGCAAACUGUUUGAGUGGGUUGGUUGCUGCUCACUAAAGUUCUUCCCCUGAUCUCUAAAUAUGGAGGUCAUUACCAAGAAAUGGCUUAGAUACGAAGGAGAGCCAGAUCCCCGUGGCUCCACCAUGUGAGCCAGUGAAUUAUGGCUAAUUCGGCUGUUACAGCCAUCGGUUGGCUGGAUUUUAAACCAUAAAACUUGAAGAUUACCUACAAAAGGAACAGUGAGGCUACAAGCCUGAGCUUUAAUGGAAUAUAUGUCCUCACAGAAAAGUUGGAAAUAACCAAAACUGAAGUCUUAAUUUACCUUCAGUUUAAUCUGUGGAUUUGUUCAAAUACUAAAGAUCCUCAGGUCCAGAAUUCCAGCAUCAUUUAUUUUAAAAUAAAUUUUUAAGAACUUGACUCAUUGUAUCAGUACCUCACAAUCAAAGUUGGCAAAUGAUGGAUGAGUGAUUCAAGCAAUGCACCCGGUGGAAGCUGAAAUCCAUCUGUGAAUAGAACUGAAGUGUACGUGAAUAUGCUGACUAUAUCCUAGAAGCAUUUUUAUAUACCAUCUUGAAAUUUCAACAAACUGGCUUUUGUCAGCUUAUCCAGCUGUCUUUCAAGAAUAAAAGUUGGGGUUUUCAAGGA